CUGAAGUCACCUCAAGGAAUGGGUCCUGACUCGGCCACGCCCAAGAUCUCAUGCACCCGCCCUGGAGUGGAGGACCCGACCUAUUUAGUCUUGAGGGAGAGGAGAAACAGCCCUCCAUUAUGUCAGACUGAUGGUCCUCUUGGCGUUAUCCAACAAGAGUCACCGGUCAACCAUGAGGAACCACACGCCAGUGACUGACUUCAUCCUCCUGGGGUUCACGGACGACCCAGAUUUACAGGCGGUGAUUCUCCUCUACAUGUCUAUCAAUUAUGUACUGAGUGUCACUGGCAACAUGACCAUCGUCAUCCUCACCCUGUUGGAGUCCCGCCUCCGCACCCCCAUGUACUUCUUCCUGCGCUGCUUCUCCUUCCUGGAGAUCUGCUUCACGUCCACCUGCAUUCCCAGAUUCCUGGCCACCAUCAUCACAGGGGACAGGACCAUUUCCUACAACUGUUGCAUAACCCAGCUAUUCUUCUUUAUCCUGCUGGGGGCAACCGAAUUCUUCCUCCUGGCCGCCAUGUCUUAUGACCGCUAUGUCGCCAUUUGCUGGCCACUGCACUACACAACUGUCAUGAGCCAGAGAGUAUGUAUUCUGUUGGUCCUUUGCUCCUGUCUGACCGGAUUCCUAGUCAUCUUUCCUCCGGUCAUCCUGGGUCUCCAACUGGACUUCUGUGGCUCCGUAGCCAUUGACCACUUCUUCUGUUAUGUCUCCCCUCUGCUCCUGCUCUCAUGCUCGGACACCUGGUUCCUGGAGCUGAUGGCUCUUGUCUUGGCCGUGGGGACUCUCCUGCUUACCCUGGCAUUAGUGACCACGUCCUACAUGGCCAUCGUCUGUGCCAUCCUGAGACUGCCCUCCACACAGCAGAGGAGAAAGGCCUUUUCCACCUGCUCCUCCCAUAUAGUCGUGGUCUCCAUCACCUACGGCAGCUGCAUCUUUAUGUAUAUCAAGCUAACUGCCAAGGAAAGGGUGGAACUGACCAAGGGGGUGGCGGUUCUCUACACAUCCGUGGCCCCCAUGCUGAACCCCUUCAUCUACACCCUGCGGAACCAGCAGGUCAAGCAGGCCUUCUGGGGCAUAGUGCACCAGGUUGGAUUUCCCUCCAGGAGGUGA
Molecule: messenger RNA, 1111 nt
Organism: Ornithorhynchus anatinus (platypus)
Lineage: Eukaryota; Metazoa; Chordata; Mammalia; Monotremata; Ornithorhynchidae
Product: olfactory receptor 6C74-like
Exons: 1
Coding region: 131-1111 (326 amino acids)
Biological process (GO): G protein-coupled receptor signaling pathway
Cellular component (GO): membrane
Molecular function (GO): olfactory receptor activity; G protein-coupled receptor activity
Source: RefSeq, a predicted model, not a curated record